Messenger RNA from Megalops cyprinoides (Indo-Pacific tarpon), 1987 nucleotides. Its product is annotated as switch-associated protein 70-like. The record is from RefSeq and is a predicted model, not a curated record. Bases 1 to 1767 code for a protein of 588 amino acids. NCBI's taxonomy places the organism in Eukaryota, Metazoa, Chordata, Actinopteri, Elopiformes, Megalopidae. The transcript is spliced from 12 exons. Gene Ontology annotation, cellular component: nucleus; cytoplasm.
AUGGAAUCAAGGGUCGAGCUUCUAAAGCCAAUAUGGCACGCUUUCACGGCUUUGGAUGUGGACAAAAGUGGGAAAGUAUCCAAAUCGCAACUGAAGGUGCUGUCCCACAACCUGUGCACCGUGAUGGGGGUCCCUCACGACCCAGUGGCGCUGGAAGAGCAUUUCAAAGACAACGAUGAGGGGCCCGUGUCCACGCAGGGUUACAUGCCCUACCUGAACCGGUUCAUACUGGACAAGGUCCAGGAUGACUUUAACCGUGGGGACGUCAACAAGAUGUGCUGGACCCUGUGCUCCCGCAAGAACCUCAACACGAACAACCUGCUUAUCAGAGAUAACGACUCUUUCAAGCUCUGGUGCAUUUUCAACUUCCUGUCUGAGGACAAGUACCCACUGUUCAUUGUCAUCGAGGAGAUCGAGUACUUCCUGCGGAAGCUGACGGACGCCAUGGGCAGCACCUGGGUGGAGGAGAGGUUUGAGAACUACAAGGCGAACCUGAGCGCCAGGCAGUAUCGCCUGAACGCCUGGGAGUUCAUUGAGCUCAUCGGCAUGGGCCACUUCAGCAAGGGAAUGCACCCGCAGACAGUCUCCAUGGGCAUCAAUGAGGUCUUCCUGGAGCUCAUCCUGGAUGUGUUCAAACAGGGCUACAUGAUCAAAAAGGGUCACAAGAGGAAAAACUGGACAGAGCGGUGGUUCGUGCUGCGGCUGCACUCCAUGUCUUACUACGUGAGCGAGGACAUGACGGAGAAGAAGGGGGACAUUUUACUGGACCGACACUGCUGUGUGGAGUCUUUGCCGGACAAGGAGGGAAAAAAAUGCCUCUUCAUCGUCAAAUGUGCCGACAAGAGCUUUGAGAUCAGUGCACCUGACAAAAAGAAGAAGCAGGAGUGGAUUCAAGCCAUCCAGAGCUCCGUGAACCUGCUGCGCCUGGGGCUGCCCCCCCCGCACCGUGAGGCCCGACAGAGGCGCCGGGAGCUGCGGCAGAGGUUGCAGGCCGAGCAGGACCAGCUGGAGGAGAGGAUGAGGGAGCUGCAGGUCGCCAACGAGCGCAAGCAAAGGCAGCUGGAGGCCAUGAGGAAGAAACUGCAGGACGCGGCAGCCAACGCAGCCGAGGAGGAGUACAGGAGAAUGCAGACCCAGAGGGAGCUGCAGGAGCGCUACAGAAUGGACCUGGAGAGGGAGAAAAUGGUGCGUCAGCAGAUGGAGGCUCAGGUGGCCCAGAAGUCGAGCGAGCUGGAGCAGUACCUGCAGCGCGUGCGGGAGCUGGAGGACAUGUACCACCGCCUAGAGGAGGCGCUAGAGGACGAGAGGCAGGCCCGGCAGGACGAGGAGAGGAUGCGAAGGCUUCAGGCCAGGCUGCUGGAGGAGGAGGCGGCCAAGCGGGCGGAGCUGGAGCACAUGCACCUGCAGCAGCAGAGGGCGCUAUCCCAGACGGAGGCCGAGAAGCAGGAGCUGGAGAGCGAGCGGCUGGCUAAGGAGAGGGCCCUGCAGGCGGCCAUGUUCCAGCUGGAGCAGCUGGAAUGCGAGAGGAAGGGGGCGCUGGAGCAGUAUGAGGAGGCGAUGAAGAAACUGGAGAAGGCGGCCAGUAAAACCAGGAACUGGAAGGACAAGGUUGCCCACCACGAGGGACUGAUCCGUCUCAUUCAGCCAGGGGCAAAGGGGCCACAGAAGAUCACUAACUGGGGGCCUGCAGCCUUCACUGAAGGAGAGCUGGACCUGAGGGAGAAGGAGUGGCAACAGAAGAAGAACAGACACGACCCUGCCCAAUAGGGGACCAUUCCUGCAUGACGCAUAAUGCUCUCUCUCAACGUUGCUGUGGCGUUGUUGCAAUGUUGUUACGUCGCCUCGACAUAGCAGAGAGGUUAUGUGUUAAAUGUAACAUUCCCAGUUAUGCACCAGCCACAAAUACAGAGCUGUGGAAAAUUCAGCAUCUCACUUACAGCUAGUAGUGUAGCAGAGAGGUUAGGUAGUGUACCAUGAAGGUCAUAAG